AUGGCCCAUCUUUUGCGAGGCAAGCAAGCCGGUAUCCAGAAGGAUCUGUCUGAGGGCUUGUCCCCAGACUUGUUUCUCCUGGACGACUUCGCUCGGUGUGGUAUAAACUCACAGAUCACCACCAUCGCAUACGAUCCUGUUCAAUCGCUCCUCGCCGUCGGUACCAGUGACUCCCAGUUUGGAAGCGGGCAGAUCUAUGUCUUUGGACAACGGCGGGUGUCGGCAGUCUUCAACUUCCCGCGCAAGGCGUCUGCACGCUUCCUUCAAUUCUGCGGUAGCAAGAUUGUGAGCAUUGACUCUAAGAAUGAAGUCAGUGUUUACUCUUUGGAGUUUGGGCGCAUGCUCGUGUCCUAUGCGCCCCCGGGCCAACCGACGGCCUUGUUAACAGACCCGAGCUUGGACUAUGCGUUUAUCGGCUUGUCAAAUGGUGAUAUCAUUGCGUACGACCUUGACAGAGAAACUAUGACACCUUUUAAAAUCCCCAACUUAUGGUUGGAACGCAAUCCUCGCGCGCGGUUCUCUCCUGUUGUGUCGCUGGCAUUUUCCACACGAGACAUUGGCAAGAUCCUAGUGGGAUACCCGGAGGGAGCAGUCACUUUCACAUUUAAGCAGAAUGUUGCGCAAAAGUUCUUCGUCUACGAGAUUCCUCCUGGGGCCCCGGGUGGAGAUGCAAUGCCAUCCAGGGAUGUGCGCAGACCCAAGCUGACCAACGCGAUUUGGCACCCAAAUGGUAUCUUCAUUCUUACAGUACAUGAAGAUACAAGUCUAGUGCUGUGGGAUACAAAGGACGGCCGCAAACUUCAUGCUCGGACUGUUCAAAAGCCCAACGUUGAUAGCCCUGAUUCUUCCAGACCUAGCUCGCCUGGAGAGCCUCCUGGGCCGAGAGAGCCUAUCACAAAAGUAGCUUGGUGUGCCAAAGGAAACCCGGAUGACACUGGCCUAUUGGUAGCUGGUGGUCGGCCAGUUGGCGACCAGGUUAAAGGCCUCGUGUUUCUGGACAUGGGCCCAACUCCCAAUUACCAGACUUCUUCAUGGCAGAUCCUGUCAAGCUACUUUGAGCGCUCACGGCGUGAGAUGAAUCUUGCCAUUCCACCGGGGGCUAAGGUUGUGGAAUUUUGUCUCAUCCCCCGGGCUUCACCUUACUUCAAUGGUGCUCAAGAUCCGAUUGCGCUUCUUGCUGUGCUAUCCUCGGGCGAACUUAUAACUUUGAGUUUCCCCAGCGGACACGCAAUUACUCCAACUAACAUGCUUCAUCCCUUCCUCACACUCGUUCAUCCAUUUGUGAAUAAAGCAGUGCUUACUCCCGUCGAUCGCUCUGUGUGGCUCGGUCUGAAAGAACGCCGCUCGCAAGGCCCUAAAUUCGCAAUGGGCGGCGCCGAAGCAAAGAACCCUCUUAAACGCUAUGAAAACCGCAAUGUCAUCUCCACAGCUCAUGCAGACGGUACCGUUCGCGUUUGGGAUUGUGGGCAUGAUGAUGAGAUCGAAAACAGCGAAGUGAUUCAAGUAGAUCUUGCCCGUGCUGUUGGUCGAGUGAAGAACAUCGAAGUAACGGAAAUGUCUUUUGCGAGUUCAGCUGGCGAGAUGUCUAUUGGCCUCAAGUCCGGCGAGGUUGUUAUCUUCCGGUGGGGCAAUAACCCCUCGUAUGGACAUGAGCAAGCUCCUGGUGCAAACCAAGGGCCUGGGAAAUUGACCCCAAUUAUCCAGCGGACAGACCCUGGCCUUAAAACAGGAUUGCUUCCGCUUACUAUGUUGGAUAUGCAACUAGGUCCAGUGACCGCAUUGAAGCACGGCCUAGUAGGAUUUGUGGCCGCUGGGUUCCAAGGUGGUGGCAUAGCGAUCAUUGAUCUGCGAGGCCCGGCAGUCAUACACACAGCACACCUGUCUGAGUUUAUCAAAGCACCGAAGCGAAGCAGUUUCGUCCGCAAGAGAAGUGGCUCGGAAGAUGCUCACCCCGAAUGGCCCACUAAUAUUGAGUUUGGUGUCAUGACACUAGAAAAUGACGACUAUUCCAGCAUUUGUUGCUUUGUCGGCACCAGCCGCGGUAAUGUGGCAACCUUUAAGAUCCUUCCCAGCCCCAAUGGCACCUACACAGCCGCUUUCGCUGGAUCUUCAUCAGUCGAUGACAAAGUGAUCAAUAUCAUUCCUAUUGAUGCAGACUCGGGUGGUCUUGCUAUUGCUACACCGAGUGUGGUUGGCAGUUUGAGAAGUGGUACCAAGGUCAACGGCGUUGUAUUUGCUGUGACUUCUGGUGGCUGUCGUAUCUUCAAGCCGCCAAUGUCGAAGGGGGCCCAUAAAGCAUGGGAAGACUAUAUCUGUGACUCGGCACAGGUCGUCAAAACCGAGGGCCGUGGCUACAGCUUGGUAGGUCUUUUUGGUGACGGCAAUGCUCGUGCACUCUCAAUUCCUAGCCUCCGAGAUAUUGGAUGUACCAAAAUCAAUCAUAUUGCGGACAUGCGACGACUUCCAGAAGCAUGCAUUACCCCAACUGGAAACAUCAUGACAUGGGUUGGUCCUUCAGAACUUGGGCUGUUUAAUGUCUGGGGAACUGGAAACAAAUUGAGUCCCUCAAAAGACCGUCUUUGGAAUCCUGCGGCUGUUUUACCCAGUCGGCCUACUAUCACCAACAUGCAAUGGAUCUCCGGAACACAAUACAUCUCCCCAGCAGACAUGGACAUACUAAUUGGAGGCCCAGACCGACCACCAUCAAAACAAAUGAUCGAACAAAUGAAACACGAAGACCAAGAACGCCGACAAGCCCAAAGAGAAGGACGAGCCCCACCACCCGAACAAAGCGGCAAUCAAGAAGGCUACUGGUCUUAUAUGUCACGUCAAGUCCAAGAACGCACAGAGCGACUAGGGAUAGUCGGAGAUAGCAUGGACAGACUCGAAGAAAACAGCAGCAACUUUGCUACCGACGUUGGCAAAUACGUACAGGCACAAAAGAGGAAGGCUGUCUUUGGCGCACUUGGUUCGAAGUUUGGGCUUUAG
This is a messenger RNA of Penicillium nucicola, 2988 nucleotides long. RefSeq lists its product as uncharacterized. Gene Ontology annotation, molecular function: GTPase activator activity; myosin II binding; syntaxin binding. Gene Ontology annotation, cellular component: plasma membrane; cytoplasm. NCBI's taxonomy places the organism in Eukaryota, Fungi, Ascomycota, Eurotiomycetes, Eurotiales, Aspergillaceae. Gene Ontology annotation, biological process: regulation of protein secretion; establishment of cell polarity; regulation of exocytosis. The coding region runs from base 1 to 2988 and encodes 995 amino acids. The record is from RefSeq and is a predicted model, not a curated record. The transcript has 7 exons.